AUCCUGGCUACAACAGCACUAGCACCUUCUGCCUUGCGGGCCAGCUGCUGGAUGGCGUUUCAGUCAGGCUUAGGAACAGAGAAGCAUCCUGGCCCCACGUAUCCCUGGGCAAGCGAAGUCCAGAGAGGACGGGCACGUACGAUUUGAACCCCUGCAGCGCUAGAGUAAGGUGAAAACUUCUCUCCAGAUAGAUACACCUUCUCUGCAGCUGCAUAAGUGAUCUCCAGUUUACCUCCAUCUAGCUCUGAAUUAGCAAGACAGCCUUCAAAAAGCACAAUGGCUUCACUUCCUGUCUUGAAGCAAGAAACGUUGUUCCAGAACGGUACAUGGAGCUAUCGAAUUCCGGCCUUGCUCUACCUGCCGCGUUUCAGCACUCUCCUGGCGUUUGCUGAGGAACGGGAGGAUGUGGUGGAUGAACAUGCCAAGCUAAUCGCCGUGCGCAGAGGCGUGUAUGACCCAGCCACACACCAUGUUCAGUGGAGUAGGAUGGAGACCAUUGGUAGUGCACAGCUGAAGGACCACCGAUCUAUGAAUCCUUGUCCGGUUUAUGAUGAGGUCUCAGGGAACCUCAUCCUCUUCUUCAUAGCUGUCCCAGGAAAGAUCUCUGAGCAGCACCAGCUCAGAACAAAGAUCAACCUGGUACGUCUUUGCCGUGUCACUAGCUCGGACCAGGGGCGCACUUGGAGCGCUGCCCAGGAUCUCACCAAGGGCACCAUUGGCACCGAGUACAAGAACUGGGCCACUUUUGCAGUGGGACCAGGUCACGGGUUACAGCUGCUCGACAAGGCCCGGAGCCUUGUGAUUCCUGCCUAUGCCUAUCGCAUCCUUGACCCUAGGCAGCACCCCUCCCCUCACGCCUUCUGCUUCCUCAGCUCCGACCACGGGGCGACGUGGGCGAUGGGCAACUUUGUGGAGGAGGAGAGCGCGGUGGAGUGUCAGGUGGCAGAGGUGCACACCUGCGGCCGAGAGGCGCUCUACUGCAACGCGCGCAGCAACACGGGCGCCAGGAUCCAGGCUGUCAGCUACAACCACGGGGUGGACUUUGAGGGAGGCCAGCGGAUUAAAAUGCUCGUAGAGCCUCCCUUUGGAUGCCAUGGGAGUAUUACUGCCUUCCCACCUCCUCCAGAUGCCAGGUGCCAAGAUACUUGGUUGCUGUACACUCACCCUACGGACCCAAAGGACCGAAAGGAUUUAGGAAUUUACCUCAACAAAAGCCCUUUAAAUCCAGCAUCCUGGACAAAACCGAGCAUCCUCUGCAAGGGCCUCUGUGCUUAUUCGGAUCUGCAGUAUAUGGGGGACGGCCCAGAUGGCUCAGCCCUGUUCUCCUGCCUCUUUGAAUUUGGGACCCACAAGCAAUAUGAGAAGAUAAUCUUUAUCAUGUUCACUUUGAAGCAAGCCUUUCCAUCAGAGUCCUGAGCGUCAAACCUUUCCAGGGUCCCUCAGAAAACCACCUUUCCUGAUGCUUCUCCCUUUCACUUC
Molecule: messenger RNA, 1479 nt
Organism: Rhea pennata
Lineage: Eukaryota; Metazoa; Chordata; Aves; Rheiformes; Rheidae
Gene: NEU2
Product: neuraminidase 2
Exons: 4
Coding region: 277-1416 (379 amino acids)
Biological process (GO): oligosaccharide catabolic process; ganglioside catabolic process
Cellular component (GO): membrane; cytoplasm; intracellular membrane-bounded organelle
Molecular function (GO): exo-alpha-sialidase activity
Source: RefSeq, a predicted model, not a curated record